This is a messenger RNA of Erigeron canadensis, 1836 nucleotides long. RefSeq lists its product as uncharacterized. The coding region runs from base 1 to 1554 and encodes 517 amino acids. The transcript has 3 exons. The record is from RefSeq and is a predicted model, not a curated record. NCBI's taxonomy places the organism in Eukaryota, Viridiplantae, Streptophyta, Magnoliopsida, Asterales, Asteraceae.
AUGCAUCACAAGAAGUCCGAAAUUCAGAUCGGGAAAGAUAGUAGUGGUGUCUCUUCCGAUUUCAAUCCUACACCAAAAAUACACAGCCAUUCCCCGAAGGCCGGUUUCUACUCGAACCAACGUUGCAUUGGAUCUUUGGCUCGAUCAACAAGUUCCCCGCCAUCUUCUUUUUUAUCGUUACAACUGUCUUCUGAACGUAUUAAAUAUUUAGAAAAUGAUCCCACGACUCGUAAUGAAGAACAUAAGAUAGUUAUCCACGAAAGCGAUGUUGGCAUACCAACCCCCAGAUCAACACCUCAUAAACGGUCCGGUUUCUCGCAAACGACGACAAAUGGACGUUGUGAGAAUACAUUUAAGUCGAAAAGUAAUUACACCAAGCGGUUUUGUGAGACCAAAUGUAGGGUGACCCAACUAGUGAAUCGUUUGCAUUACCUACGUCGUUUGCGUACUCAUAUUCGUUUGAUCUUGUUACUCGCGCUCCCCUUUUUUUACUUCUUGGUGUCCCACCCUAGUCGUUCGUUUUUUCUAGAUUUUUUAUCUGCAUUUGCGUUCUCAGCUGCGUUGUUGUUAUCUCUAAAUCUAGCCCUUCCCCGUCUUCCUUCUAUCAGACUGUUUCUAGCAAAAUCUUUCCCUCUUAAGAUUUUGUUGCCUGAAAAGGUUUCAAGAUCAACGUUACCUGUGUUGUGGUCUAUUGGGUCAAGGACAAAAAAUGAGCACGAGUUGAAUUUUCACUCUGGGUGUUGGGUUCAAACAUACAACAAUGGUGAUGUGUAUGAGGGUGAAUUUCACAAGGGAAAGUGCUCUGGUUGUGGAGUGUAUUAUUAUCAUAUGAGUGGGAGAUAUGAAGGUGACUGGGUUGAUGGGAAGUAUGAUGGUUAUGGUGUUGAGACGUGGUCGAGGGGAAGCCGGUAUCGGGGGCAAUAUCGAAACGGGUUGAGACAAGGGUUUGGUGUAUAUAGGUUUUACACUGGAGAUGUUUAUGCAGGGGAAUGGUCAAAUGGGCAGAGCCAUGGAUGUGGUGCUCAUACUUGUGAAGAUGGGAGUAGAUAUGUUGGUGAAUUCAAGUGGGGUCUUAAACAUGGUCUUGGUCAUUACCAUUUCAGGAAUGGGGAUACAUAUGCUGGAGAAUACUUCGGAGACAAAAUGCACGGGUUUGGAGUUUACAGUUUUUCAAAUGGGCACAGAUAUGAAGGAUCCUGGCACGAAGGAAGAAGGCAAGGGCUUGGUAUGUACACUUUCAGAAAUGGUGAAACCCAGUCUGGUCAUUGGGACAAUGGGAUCCUCAAUAUCCCAAGCUCUCAUAGUGCAACACAUCCUGUAUCAUCUGUUGCUGUCUAUCAUUCAAGAGUUCUUAAUGCAGUCCAGGAAGCACGAAGAGCAGCAGAAAAAGCAUAUGAUGUAGCAAAAGUGGACGAAAGAGUUAACAGGGCAGUGGCAGCCGCCAAUAGGUCAGCCAAUGCAGCUAGAGUUGCUGCUGUUAAGGCAGCACAGAAAAAACACCCAAACAGAAGUAACUAUGGUGAUGUUCCUAACAUAUAUCACCUGGCUAACUAACUGUUUCCACCUGUCAAAUCAGUAAAAUGAAUAGGGAAGCACACCUGUAGAAACAGUGUUAUCUAGGCCAGUUUUCUGGUUUCUGGUUUAUGGGUAUUUAGAGGUUUUGAUCAGCUUCAGUUUAGCUCCAUAUUUCAGUGCUAGUGCAUAGGUAAUGACAGAAACCUAGCUGGCCUUGUAUGUAUACUAACAACUUAUCAAAAGUAGCUGAUGCCUUAGUUCGGUUUUUUUCAGCAUAUUUCAAGAGCCUUGUAUCUUUCAUAAACUAGAUCAAUCAUUUCA